CUAGUAAAGUGGAUGAGGUAGCAGCAGUAGUAGAUGUACUAACAGGCAACAGCAUAGGAAGAAGAGAGCAGCAAACAUGGCUCUUCUCUCUUUCUCUCCCUCCUUCUCUCUCGUCACGCCCACUCAUCAUCGCCUUCACUCGAAUCCUCUCUUCUUUAGAAACCAGAGCAGGAUUGUGAGUAUGAUGCAGCACAAGAAUGGCGGGUUCGAUGAUAUGCUCCAGCCCUGCUCAAGUUCUACCUCGGAACCCACUUCUCAAAUUGGCUUUUGGAGACGGGACUUUCUUCUCUUUGGCCUUUCUUCUUCACUUCUCUCGCUUUUCCCAUCUUCAGGUUCUUUUGCAGAAGAGGAUUCGAAGAUGGUUCCGUUUGUUGAUGAGUUAAAUGCUUAUUCUUAUCUCUAUCCAGUGGAAUUGCCAUCCAAGAAGCUCCUCUUCAAAUGGGUGGAAUCCAGAAAGCCAGAACGAUAUUCAUCAGCAGCACCGCUAUCUCCCGAUGCACGCCUACGAAUUGUGUCUGAGCGUGUUGACUUUAUUGACAAUCUGAUAAUUUCUGUAUCGAUAGGUCCUCCAAAUUCAGGGCUUCUAAAAUCAAAAGACAAAAAUACAUGGGCAGCUAAAGAUGUUGCUGAUUCUGUUUUGUCUGAUAAGUCUGCACUGCGAGUCACCUCAAGUCAGCGCAUGAGUGAAAGUUCAGUUCUUGAUGCACAUUCUACUGAAAUUGAUGGUCAGCCUUACUGGUUCUAUGAGUAUCUGGUUCGCAAGUCACCUACAAAAACAGCUCAAGAAUCAAGUAUUUACCGGCAUUAUGUUGCUUCAACAGCUGAACGAGAUGGUUAUUUGUACUCUCUGAAUGCCUCCACCCUUAACAAGCAGUGGGACAAAAUGGGGCCUCUGUUGCAAAAAGCUGUGGAAUCUUUUCGACUUCUUCCUGCAACUGAAGAAUAUGUCCCUCCAUUCAAGGACCCCUGGAGAUUUUGGUGAUAGGGAAUUAGAAGAUCUUUUAUAUUUUUCCCCUUGACACCAAUAUGUGAAGUUAAAGGGUUUUAAGAAUCUUUGCUGUUUUCUUUGUACGAGUUUGAUGACUUAAUAAUAUCCUCUAGACCUAGUUUCUCAUAAAGUUUUCUCACUUGUACAAGAUGCUCAAAACUUUCCCACCUAACCCAAUUUUGGUGAAAAUUUUCAGCAGUGAAUGAGAGAGACAAACGCUAUUGGUAAAUCUCGUUUCUAAACACAUUUUUGUGAACGACUGCUCGGUGAUAAGUCUUCUAUUCUAUAUAUGGGGGUAUUUUUUUGUUUUUGUCCCACAUCGAAAGGAAACAAACAGUUGAAGGGGCAAAACGAGUAUAUAAGUGAGUUAAGGGGACACGAGUAACAUACUUACCUGGACGGGGUCUAUGAGCGAUCAAGUAGACUCAUGGCCUAGGCUGGUGACCUCCAUUGCACUUAGGAGGGGUGCCCGCCUAUGGUCUCCCCAAGUGGGAGAGCCAACGUCAUAAUUUGUGGCAGUGGGGGCCAGCGUACGCGCGGCCCCUGU
This is a messenger RNA of Humulus lupulus (European hop), 1535 nucleotides long. RefSeq names its product psbP domain-containing protein 5, chloroplastic. Bases 77 to 982 code for a protein of 301 amino acids. The record is from RefSeq and is a predicted model, not a curated record. The transcript has 11 exons. Lineage: Eukaryota; Viridiplantae; Streptophyta; Magnoliopsida; Rosales; Cannabaceae.